Molecule: messenger RNA, 1217 nt
Organism: Guillardia theta CCMP2712
Lineage: Eukaryota; Cryptophyceae; Pyrenomonadales; Geminigeraceae
Exons: 6
Coding region: 71-1108 (345 amino acids)
Biological process (GO): protein dephosphorylation
Molecular function (GO): cation binding; protein serine/threonine phosphatase activity
Source: RefSeq, a predicted model, not a curated record
AGACAAGACAUUUUUGUAGAGGCAAGCGAAGCAGUGUGUUGGGAAGUUCCUCUCUCGGAUCAGAGAGAGUAUGGGCGGUGCUUUCUCUAAGAAGAAAAAAGCGGCACAGCAACAAAUGGAUCGCCAGAAUCGUCGUUUGUCUGUGACUGGCCUGCCCAACAUAGGGUUUGAUAAGAACACAGAGGGUCAAAGCAAGGAGAAGGGAGCGACUUCGUCGUUGAGAUAUGCCUGUCUGUCCAAUGCUGGCUAUGAACCAGAUGGUAACAAAAAGACGAAUCAGGAUGCCUACGUUUCGAUCCCAGAGUUUGGCCAUCCUAGUGUUUCCCUCUUUGGAGUUUUUGAUGGCCAUGGAGCUGUUGGCCAUCUAGUAUCUGCGUAUGUCAAACGAAUGUGGCCCCUUGCGUUGGACAAGGAAACUUUAAAAGCUCAAUCAGUCCGAGCAGAUGGCAUUGAUAGCAGCGUUGUAAGCAAAAUGCUAGAGAAGAGUUUCAUCGAAGUGAACAAGUCAUUGGAAGUCGAACGGUCUAUUGAUUCCUCGCUAAGUGGCACGACUGCAGUGGGUGGUGUUGUGAUUGGAGCACCUGGAAAACGUAAGGUUGUAAUAGCGAACUCUGGUGAUUCUCGAGCAGUUAUUGCUACCAUGGAAGGCGGAAAACUGGUUGCCAAACCGCUUUCCGACGAUCAAAAACCGGACCGCGAGGACGAGAGAAGACGCAUUAUUGCGAGUGGGGGCAGGGUAGAACCUCUUUUUGAUGAAGAUGGAGAGCCCAUUGGGCCUGCGAGGGUGUGGCUUCCAAACAUGAUGUUACCGGGGUUGGCGAUGUCCCGUUCUCUUGGCGAUGAUAUUGCUGCAACUGUUGGAGUUUAUGCGAACCCGGAGGUCCUGGUCUACGACAUGAGUGAGGCUGACCAGUUCAUGGUGAUCGCUUCCGAUGGUGUGUGGGAAUUCUUGUCAAACGAGCAAGUCGUCGGGAUUGUUGAGAGCUGCAACGGUGAUGCAGAACGGGCAGCGCAGGAGAUAUGCGCCAAAUCCUAUCAGGAAUGGCGAGCUGAAGAAGAGGUUGUUGACGACAUCACGGCCAUAGUUGUGUUCUUCGAGCAAGCAUAACUCCGCUUUCGAUUUCUUCUCUUUCGUUGGUUUCUCUGCUUGCUCAGUAAUAAUAAUGAGCUUGGCAGCUUUUUUGACUUCAUUGCAAAAAUAAAAACUUCUGAUCUUA